Pelodiscus sinensis (Chinese soft-shelled turtle) is the source of this 3673-nucleotide messenger RNA. The record is from RefSeq and is a predicted model, not a curated record. NCBI's taxonomy places the organism in Eukaryota, Metazoa, Chordata, Testudines, Trionychidae.
GACCUGAAGGGCAAGGUCCUCAUCUGCCGGAAUUACCGUGGAGAUGUGGAUAUGUCUGAGGUGGAGCACUUCAUGCCAAUUCUUAUGGAAAAAGAGGAGGAGGGAACACUUUCUCCCAUUCUAGCUCAUGGAGGAGUACGUUUUAUGUGGAUUAAACACAACAAUUUAUAUCUUGUUGCUACUUCUAAGAAGAAUGCUUGUGUCUCUCUGGUGUUUUCAUUUCUUUACAAGGUGGUUCAGGUAUUUUCUGAAUAUUUCAAAGAGUUGGAAGAAGAGAGCAUUCGAGAUAACUUUGUUAUAAUUUAUGAAUUGCUUGAUGAGCUCAUGGAUUUUGGCUAUCCUCAAACCACUGACAGUAAAAUUUUACAAGAGUACAUCACUCAAGAAGGCCACAAACUGGAAACUGGAGCUCCACGCCCACCUGCCACUGUUACCAAUGCUGUUUCCUGGCGGUCAGAAGGGAUAAAGUAUAGGAAAAAUGAAGUGUUUCUGGAUGUUAUAGAAUCUGUUAAUCUCUUGGUUAGUGCCAACGGAAAUGUAUUGCGCAGUGAGAUAGUUGGAUCCAUUAAAAUGCCAGAGCUUCGCCUCGGUUUAAAUGAUAAAGUACUCUUCGAUAAUACAGGACGUGGCAAAAGCAAAUCAGUGGAACUAGAAGACGUAAAGUUUCACCAGUGUGUUCGUCUCUCUCGUUUUGAAAAUGAUAGGACAAUUUCUUUCAUCCCACCUGAUGGAGAGUUUGAACUCAUGUCAUAUCGUCUUAAUACCCACGUGAAACCACUAAUCUGGAUUGAGUCUGUGAUUGAGAAACAUUCCCACAGUCGCAUAGAAUAUAUGAUCAAGGCAAAAAGUCAGUUCAAGCGGAGAUCAACUGCCAAUAAUGUGGAGAUUCACAUCCCAGUGCCAAAUGAUGCAGAUUCACCAAAAUUUAAAACCACAGUGGGAAGUGUCAAAUGGGUUCCAGAGAACAGUGAAAUUGUCUGGUCCAUUAAAUCAUUUCCGGGUGGAAAAGAGUAUCUGAUGCGCGCUCACUUUGGUCUUCCAAGUGUUGAAGCUGAAGAUAAAGAAGGCAAACCUCCUAUCAGUGUCAAGUUUGAAAUUCCAUAUUUCACCACUUCAGGAAUACAGGUCCGCUACUUAAAGAUCAUUGAGAAGAGUGGCUAUCAGGCGCUGCCAUGGGUUCGCUAUAUUACCCAGAAUGGAGAUUAUCAGCUCCGAACACAAUAAUACUUUUCCAAUCAGAACAGAUGACAAAUCUUCAGGUCUAGAAUAUGUAGAAAACGUCAUGGUAGUCAAGGCUGUGAACAUUGUCUGCGGGGGCAUUGUAUCAGCAAAGUUGAAAUGAGGAGGAGAAAGAAUCUGGGUUUUUUUUGUAUUAUGUUCAACACUAAGUGUUUGGACCAUUAGUGCAGGUUGUAUGAAUGUAUGUCUUAGAGCACGUUAUUUCCGGCUAAAUACUGAUCAUAUUAGGAGUAGCAGUUAUUUUGAGAAGCCAGGAUUGCCUUGCCAGUCUUACUUCAAAGUUUCAAGAGUCCAUAUUUUAAGAGUGUAUAUAUCCUCUUUAAAAUCAUUGGAAGCUUAUUUAAAAGCUAGGGAGGUUGUGUUGCAACUGAAGUGGCUAUUAAGCAUUCUUAGUUGUAAAUAACACUGAGCCAUUAUUUUACAUUGAAAACACCUGACACUUUUGAGGAUUAUUUCUUAGUUAAAACUGUUAGCUUGCAAAAGAAUUCUUAAAGGCAGUGAGGAGUCAAGAAUGGUUAGGUCCUAUGUUCAAAAAUAAUUGUUUUUGUUGGCAUAGUUAAGCUCAUUUGAUAUCUGUCAAAACUUGAGAUUUUUGGGGGGGAGGGGUUGUGUUUAAACAUAAAUUUGAUUAAAAAUACAGGUGCAUUAACUACUGUAUUAGCUUGAGGAGGAAGAGAUGUCAAGAAUAAAUAUGGUCUCUAUGCAGUAUCAUGGUCAAUGCUUGUUUGAAUUAUGGAGCCAAGAAGUAAAGCUGAGGAAUCCAAACAAAUUAAGAAAACUCAGUAUCAACUAUCCUAUAACAUUUGAUUGACUUAGAUAUUUCUGCAAAAUACAUUUAAAAAGUAAACCUGAAACUUCCGAUUAAACAUUUAAAAGCCAAAAUGGCUAAAACAAAGUUCAGCAAAUGGAACAUGUUUGUAAGUAGUACUUCAGGCACUUCCUGAUGAUCAAUGGCUGUCAUUAGAGGGGCUGGGCAACAGAAGAUAAUAAGAAAUUACAUAUCUGCCAUCUAGUUUAAAUUUAGAUAUGGAAAAAUUUAAAUUUCAAGAAUUUACAUUUUCUUCAGAUUCUACUUUUUUUGCCAACUUUCUGGCAGAAUCUUACAGUUUCAUACUUUAGAACUAUGAAGAUGCUGCAAAACUGAAUAGCUAUUAUAUAGUUUUUUCAAUUUCAGAAAAUGUUAAAGUGGUUAUUUCAGUGUUUUCUUUAAAAAGGACUAAACACUUUUGUUCUAGUGUAAAUUUAUUUGCUUCUGCCAGAUUUUAGCUUAACAGCCUUGAAGAGGGACUAUCACUGUUCACAGCUGAUGCAGUGAACGGAGUGGGUGUGCAAGUUUUCCCACCCCUAUUCUGCCAUUCUAAAGUGCUUCAACCCUGCCCCAGAGGGGAGAGAGGGUAGGUCACUGUGCCCAUUUGUGAUGUGUAGAUAUGUGGACUGUGUGUCUACACACAUUAUAUACAAAAUCCCCCUGAGCAGUUUAGCAUUGAUAUUAGGAAGAUUUGUUUCAGAAAAGACCAAUUUGCCUAAAGAUCAUCACAGCAUUGAUAUUAAAGCAUCUAGAAGCACAUCAUGGUAGCUUGAGAAUUGGAAUGUUAAAUGUAGGUGCAGGUAUUUUUAUAGAGUAGGGUUAUUAGAUUUUAUUACUCACCAAAACGUUACAACAAGUUAAAGCCUCUUAUUCAAGAUUUUUAUGUUACUACUUCCAUUUUCGGUUGAAAUUUUAAUCUUGGAGACCAAACUGACCAUUUUGCAAGUUUAAUGUGAAGUGUUUAGCUAACCUGUUACAGAACCUGUCAGAUAUUGUCUUCAGUCUACAUUGUUUAUGCAGUCCUUUUAUUUACGUGCUUGUUAAAUGUGGCAGUUAUAAUUGCAGUUUUCCAUGUUGAAGCUUGUACCUUACAAACCACAACAGUAUUUUACGGACUCUUUGCAGCUGCUGAAGUUUGAUUAUGUUGCAGAGUGGCCAAAGGCAGCAAAGAAUCUUUCUUGCAGCAUUAACCUCCACUGUCAUUCUUCCGUAGCUAAAGGGUCUGAAACUGCCUGUGGAUCAAAAGUACCUCCAGGGAAGAGGAUUGACUCUGAACUUGUGGAGCAUGUUUUAUAAAUGCUGAAAGUAUUAAUUUUUAAUAUGCCUGAUUUAAUUAUCAUCCUGUGUGAGAGAAUUGUCGACAUUUUAAAUGUUUGCAGUAGGCAAGUCAGUUAAUUAAAUGUGCAUAUUUAUCAAACUGGACAAUUACAAUAGAAAGACCUUCACAGUUUUGUCAUUACCAGAUACUUCAAAAAAGACCAAUUUAGUCCAACGGUUGCCCAAAUGUUCUGUAUUUACAUACAGACAGAAAUAAGAGCUAAUAAUACAUUAGUUUCGUGUUGGUCUUUGUUUAGAGAGUAUUUAUCUAUUCCUCUUCCUUUGGCUAUUAAAUUUGUUCUUUUAUAA